Glarea lozoyensis ATCC 20868 is the source of this 1455-nucleotide messenger RNA. RefSeq lists its product as uncharacterized. The transcript is spliced from 2 exons. Bases 1 to 1455 code for a protein of 484 amino acids. The record is from RefSeq and is a predicted model, not a curated record. NCBI's taxonomy places the organism in Eukaryota, Fungi, Ascomycota, Leotiomycetes, Helotiales, Helotiaceae.
AUGUCUGCCUUCACAUCUAUCGAAAUUCGAGAUACUGCGACUCUCCGUCCUAGCCCCCUUCCCGCGCAUUACGAGUUUCUCCAAGCACCAAGUCCACGGCGGAAAUAUCGAAUCAAUUUCCGGCAUCCAGCAUAUGCGCAUAAUGACAACCUCCUCUUCACUCUGUAUGCUUGGGAUCAUGCUGAUGGUGGAAUUCACCAUGGUUUAGCACACUGUGCUUGUUCAAUCUUCGCAGACAAUCGCAUCGAUGGUUACUUCAGCAGAACCUGCAAUGAUGAACAUGGCGAGCGCAUCGAUGCUGCUUGGGACGAUAUCCUACCAGCCGCAGACGCAGACUAUUACUUCUAUGUUCCCUACCCUUCUGAAUCUCCAUCACCUCCUCCCAACGAGUCCCGAACACCCUACCGCUGGCAUAUCGUGACGAACUUUCAGGACUGGCAAUUUCCACAAGUUGCACAUGAGGUUUUUACUCGCUGUGCCGGCUCCCAGGACACCGUUACAAAUACUUCUGCGCAGUCAACCUUGACAGCAGCGAUACGCCAGCGCGACCUCACUUGUCGAGUGACAGCAUUCGAAAGUGGCACCGAAGUUGCACAUUUGGUUCCCGAACACGAAAGACAAUGGUUUUUGACGAAUUCUAUGACAAUGUGGAAUAACGACUUGACAUUGGACUCUGAAAACCUACUGAGAGACCUCAGCAAUGCAGUCCUUCUUCGAUCGGAUCUGCAUACGGCCUUCGAUCAGCGCAAAUUCGUCUUCUUUCCCAAGGGCCCCGACGACCUUGUCGUGCAUAUGCUGGAACCAACCACCGAUAUUGGGCAAUUAUACCACAACACGCGUGUCAGCAUUCCCCAAUGCAGUUUGGAAUUCUUGUAUUCGAGGUUCGCGUGGGCCAUAUUUCCUUCCCUUUCGGGAUUUCUGAGCAGACCAGGCAGAAGUCGACUCGUCGUUCGACUGAGGGGUAAUGCGGGCGAGCGAGUGGUAGAGGAGGUCAACACAAAUGCGCUUUCACUGGCAAAGAGAGCGACGGCUUCCCGUAGCAUAAGCCCUACAAAACGAUCUAGAGCUGUGGCUGAUCUGGAUGAAUGUGAUAUUGAGUACAAUGAAGCCAAGCGCAACCGAACCUACCAAAUUUCGAACACUCUGCCUUCGUUCAACUCUACUCUGCCAACACUUGACGAAGAUAAUGACAAUCAGCCAAAAAUUCCGGGCUCUGAGAUUGAAACAGCGAAUAAUCCACACUCUCCUACCAGCUUUGAGAUCAGUGAAUCUCACGAUAUUUACUCAGAACAAUUCCGUAUCGAAAAGCUUCGGUGGGAAGCACUGAAACAUCAAAGGCCGAAAGGAUACAUCGCACAACGGCCAGAAUAUGACAGGAACAGACCAGCGAGGGAAGAGCUGGAAAUGAUGGGCGUAGAAAUCAGAGACGGAUUCGAUGAUGAUGAUUUUGGGUAA